UCUCUCUCUUUCUCUCUCCUCAUAUUUAUAUUUGUCUUCUUCUCUGUCUUUUUCAUCUCAUUGCUCUGUUUUUUUCCUCUGUUUUCUGUUUCAUUCCAUCUUUUCUCCUUUUUCUUCCCCACCCAUUUUCCAAAAACUCCAUCUUCACCACUCUUUCUUCAUUCUGAAUCCAUUCAUCUACCAAAGUUCCAUCCUUUCUCACGUUUUCUCAUCUGGGUCUUCUUCCUGCUCUGUUUCAAUGGGGAUUGAGAGAAACUUGAAGGACAGGAAAGGGAGGGAGUUGUGUAAAGUGUUUGAUGAAUCGAAUGCCAAUGACAUGAAAUCGAGAAAGAACCGGCGACAUCGUCACUGGAUGAAGAUGUCGCCGGUUCAGAAACUCUUUUUUGCUUGCCAACAUGUUUUUGCUAAUGCUUCACCUGGAGUUGUUCCUCCUUCUCAACACAUUGAUUUGCUUCGUUCUAUUUUAGCUGGAAUAAAACCGGAAGACCUUGGAUUGAAACCCGACAUGCCAUAUUUCACUAACAACAACGCAGGAACUCCAAAAAUUACAUAUCUUCACAUUUUCGAGUGUGAAAAAUUCUCGAUGGGAAUAUUUUGCUUACCACCUUCAGCAGUAAUUCCUCUCCACAAUCACCCUGAAAUGACAGUUUUUAGUAAGCUUCUGUUCGGAACAAUGCACAUCAAAUCUUACGAUUGGGCUGUUAACUUGCCUGCCGAUGUCUCACAAAAGACUUCGGAGAAAAGAUUGGCAAAAGUGAAGGUUGAUGCCGAUUUUACUGCUCCUUGCGAUCCUUCCAUCCUUUAUCCUAAUGAUGGUGGUAACAUGCAUUGCUUCACAGCAGUCACAGCUUGUGCAGUUCUAGAUGUUCUUGGUCCUCCUUACUCUGAUCCUGAUGGCAGACACUGCUCAUACUAUCAAAGUUUUCCUUUCUUCAACUUUCCAGUUGAUGGAACAUCCAUACCAGAAGAAGAAAAGAAAGAAUAUGAAUGGCUUGAAGAAAGAGAGAAACCAGAGAGUUUACAAGUGAUAGUGAAAAUGUACAGCAGUCCAAAGAUUAUGGAGAAUUAAUCUUGUUUUUUCAUUAUUCCUUGUAGGGAAAUUUGGUUGUCUUUUUAUUCUUUCUAGCACAUCUUUCUUACUCUUAGCUAAUCUUUUGUUUUUAUCUCUAUGGAACACUUUGAUGCUGUUUUUAGUUAUUGUGUACAUAACAAAAAAAAAAAAAAGGAAAGGACAAAUUUUGCAACACACAUUGGAUCAUAUAAGGUAAUGAGAUAAUUGCUCAAAACUUAAAUAAAGGGUUUAUGUAUGUAAGAAAUUUCAUAUCUUUGUAAGUGUUUAUAUAGCUGUUUAGGUUUGAUUUGAA
Molecule: messenger RNA, 1364 nt
Organism: Vicia villosa (hairy vetch)
Lineage: Eukaryota; Viridiplantae; Streptophyta; Magnoliopsida; Fabales; Fabaceae
Product: plant cysteine oxidase 2-like
Exons: 5
Coding region: 239-1069 (276 amino acids)
Molecular function (GO): oxidoreductase activity, acting on single donors with incorporation of molecular oxygen, incorporation of two atoms of oxygen
Source: RefSeq, a predicted model, not a curated record